Elaeis guineensis (African oil palm) is the source of this 1410-nucleotide messenger RNA. The record is from RefSeq and is a predicted model, not a curated record. NCBI's taxonomy places the organism in Eukaryota, Viridiplantae, Streptophyta, Magnoliopsida, Arecales, Arecaceae.
AUACCUCCCUGCUCCUAUCAAAUGGAUCUUCCACAAAUAAAAAACAUCAAAGUCCUCAACCCAAUAGCUCUCAUCCUUCUCUUUAGCUUACGCUCCUUGCGCUCCUACUCCGCAUUAGCUGCUGCUACUGCUGCUGCUACCAAUCCCAUCCUCCCAAACAUUGCUAACGACAAGCUAGCUCUUCUUGCCUUCAAGUCACUACUAUCUGAUCCCCUUGGAGCCUUGACCUCUUGGAGAAACGAAUCCCGCAAUCACUGUAGGUGGUUGGGCGUCACUUGUGGUCGACGACACCCACAUAGGGUCACAGCUUUAGACCUUGAUUCCCUUAACCUCACAGGCAUCAUAUCACCCGACAUAGCCAACCUCACCUUUCUUAGGAGAAUCCAUCUACCGAACAACUUAUUCCAUGGACGCAUCCCACAACAGCUAGGCCGUACUCUCUCCCGACUUGAGUACCUCAACCUUAGUAUGAACUCUCUUGAAGGAGAAAUCCCCACCAACUUCGGCUCCCUUCGUAAGCUUGACACCCUCUUUCUUAGCACUAACAAUCUCACAGGCGACAUUCCUCCUUUGUUGGGAUGUAGCCCAUCGCUCACCCACAUUGAUCUUUCACACAAUCGGCUCACAGGACACAUUCCGCCAUUCCUGGCCAACAACUCAUUCCUUAGUGUUCUUGUUCUAUCAGAUAACAACCUCGCUGGAGUAAUCCCACAAUUGCUAGGAAAUAGCUCUUCCUUACUUGCUCUUGAUCUUUCACAAAAUAAGCUCAACGGCGGAAUUCCACCCAUGCUAGCUACCGGUCCAAUUGAAUAUCUCAGCCUAUCAAACAAUAGUCUGACAGGAGGCAUCCCUUCUUUACUAGGAACCAGCACAUCCCUUCGAUACCUUGACCUAUCAACGAACAGUCUCACGGGAGAGAUCCCAUCUUCAAUGGGGAUCAGUUCGUCGCUUGCGUACUUGGAUCUGCAGUCAAACAAGCUAUCAGGUGGCAUCCCUCGAUCAUUAGGUAACAGCUCAUCCCUCACCUAUAUCGAUCUGGCAAUAAACAAUUUGACAGGGCGUUUGCCACCUUUCUUAGCCAAUCCUUUGAGCCUUUCUUUCCUUGGGCUGUCUAUGAACCAACUUUCAGGAGGCACCCCUUCUUCACUGGGGAACCUCUCCUCUCUCCGGUAUCUUUUUCUUGCGGGGAAUAACUUGGUGGGAGGCAUUCCAGAAAACCUAUGCAACAUCCCCAACUUACAAGAGCUGGAUUUGACCAUCAACAACUUAUCUGGCCAAAUCCCACCUUGUCUUUACAAUCGCUCCUCGCUCACUUAUUUUGGUGCGGCGAGCAAUAGACUUUUCGGGACACUUCCAUCGGACAUGGGCCUCACUCUCCCUAACCUCCAAAGCCUAGUCAUGCAAGGGAAC